Messenger RNA from Ceraceosorus guamensis, 986 nucleotides. RefSeq lists its product as hypothetical. The record is from RefSeq and is a predicted model, not a curated record. The coding region runs from base 214 to 837 and encodes 207 amino acids. NCBI's taxonomy places the organism in Eukaryota, Fungi, Basidiomycota, Exobasidiomycetes, Ceraceosorales, Ceraceosoraceae. The transcript has a single exon.
UCGAUUCGAAUCUACGUCUUGACUGCACUCGUCUUGACUGCACUCGUCUCGACUGCUUUUGGUACGCGCAGACUGCUCUCGUCUCGACCGCUCGGGCAGUCAAAAAGAAGAACAAGAUGAAGCGCACCCGCGUAGUCAAGUGCCCGCUCACCUCGCGUUCCUAUUCUUCUCACAUCGCGCGCGCGCGCAAACACACACGAUCUAGCACCGUUUAUGGAUCAUCGCAUUUGCGCACGAGGGGCGUCAGCAAUACCGAGGAACACGUCGUCGACGGACGCACCUUGGUGCGCUGGCAUCGCGCUGUUAAUCGAGUCCAGUUUGCUACGGGAGCCCAUUGAGCGGAAUAGCGGAAAACGUCAUGACCGCAUGCCGCACCUCACCUCACCUCACCGCACUCGUGUACGCUUGCCUUGCCUAAGCGGGAGGAGGUGCUGCAGGACUUGCGCCGGUUGCUUGUUGCAUGUGAUGUGGAGCCGCAAAGCCUGGUGGUGGUCCAGCGUAGUGAUGCGAUUCGGCGUGACGCGAUUCGGCGUGGUCCGCGUGGGGUCCAGCGUAGUGAUGCGAUGCUCCCACCCCUGCUCCCGGAACGUUUGUGCCCGCCCCCGCUCCCUCGCCCUCGCCAUCGCCAUCGCCGGUCUCCUUGUAUGCGUACCUCGGCUCGAGGGCCAACCUCUCCUCUGGCGACAAUUCCCCAUCCGUAUACACCAUGCGCGAUUUGGCUCCUCCUUGCACCGCCAAUUGAUGAGGACUGGGACCGGUGGCACUCGCGCUCGCCGCGGACCGCAUCCACGGACUCGAAGCGCCUGCUGGUGGUGGUGGGGCGUAGACCGUAGGUGACAUGGCUACAGGCGUAGGCGCACCGAAUCCUGGUGGAGGUCCUGAAUAAGGCGGCGCUGCUGCGAAACCUGGUGGUGGACCGUGCGGAUAAGCUGGCGAGCCUAUACCUGGAGGUGGUCCAAACGGAGGUGGUCGAAUGGCUCUGGGGG